GAGAUAUCGAGCAAUCUAAAAUUUUGUGUUUGUGUUUGCCCACACACCAACAGAUGGCGACUUUGAAUUCUACGUAACGCUGGUUGCCAGGUUUACGAUUCUUCUAGUUGGAAAAAUUGGAACAGGAUGGUUGCUGGAACACUAUAUACCUAUCCUGAUAACUUUCGUGCCGCAAAGGCAUUGAUCGCCGCCCAAUAUUCCGAUGCCAACAUCAAAGUAGAUCCUAACUUCGUGUUCGGUGAAACAAACAAAACCAAAGAAUUUCAGCAGAAAUUCUCAUGGGGCAAGGUUCCAGCCUUUGAAUCAAGUGAUGGAAAAACUUUACAAGAUAGCAAUGCGAUUGCCUUUCAUGUCGCUAAUGAACAACUUAGAGGCAAAAAUGACUAUCACAAGGCUCAAAUUUUACAAUGGAUUGGUUUUGCUGAAGGAGAAAUUUUACCAGCUGCUUGUGCCUGGGUCUUUCCAAUUCUUGGAAUAAUUAAAACUAGUCCAACCUCGCAAGAGGCCUUUCACCGAGCAAAGAAUGACAUGAAAACUGCCCUGACAAUUUUGAAUGAUCAUUUAGUUACCCGCACAUAUUUGGUUGGUGAAAGAAUUACCCUUGCUGAUAUAAUUGUAGCUUGCAACCUUUUGAAUCCCUAUAAGUUUGUGCUAGAUCCUGAUUAUAGGAAACAAUUUGUGAAUGUAAAUAGAUGGUUUAAUACAUUGAUUAACCAAUCCCAGUUUAAAGCUGUGUUAGGAAAUGUCAUCCUGUGUGACAAAGUUGCUCAACCCAGUGUAAUUCAGGCACAAGGUGAUGCUGCCGAUUGUAAAAAUUUGGAUAAAAUUAUCCAAACAAAGGGUGAUAAAAGUAGUGAAAGGGUAGAAAGGCAUGAACAUUCGGAAAAAACGAAUAAAAAGAAAGCAAAGGGUAAAAAGAAGGAAGAGAAAAAACAAGAAAAGAAAGAAAAAUCCAAAAAAGAAACACCGAAGAAGGAAAAGGAAAUAACUCCAAAUGAGGACUUAGAUCCCACAGAUGAAGCUCUGGCCCUUGAACCUAAAAGCAAGGAUCCAUUUGACUCCCUUCCUAAGGGAUCUUUCAAUAUGGAUGAUUUUAAACGUUGCUACUCCAAUGAGGAUGAAGCAAAGUCAAUUCCUUAUUUCUGGGAAAAAUUCGAUCCUGAAAAUUAUUCAAUUUGGUAUGGAGAGUACAAAUAUCCUGAAGAAUUAACAAAGGUCUUUAUGAGCUGUAAUUUAAUCACUGGAAUGUUUCAACGUUUAGAUAAGAUGAGAAAGCAGGCUUUUGCAUCAGUGUGUUUGUUUGGAGAGGACAACAACAGUACCAUUUCCGGAGUAUGGGUGUGGAGAGGUCAAGAGCUUGCUUUUACCCUAAGUCCUGAUUGGCAAGUAGAUUAUGAAGUUUAUGAUUGGAAAAAAUUAGAUGUCAAUGAUCCAGAAACAAAAAAACUUGUCCAGCAAUAUUUUUCAUGGACUGGAACUGACAAAGGAGACAGAAAGUUCAACCAGGGAAAGAUCUUUAAGUAGUUAUGAAUUUGGCAACCACCAUAUGCAAUCUUUUCAUUUAACAUGUGUUAAACGAAAAAUAAAAAAUUUGUGUUCCAUUCUUUGUUUAUAUUCUCUUAUACUCUUUUUGUGAUUAUUUUUAGAACCUUGUAUGGAAAGACUGUCAUUUAUCUUACAAGCUUUUAUAAAAUCAAAUUAAAUAACUACAUCAAU
This is a messenger RNA of Cylas formicarius (sweet potato weevil), 1716 nucleotides long. It is a transcript of the gene eEF1gamma, whose product is annotated as elongation factor 1-gamma. The transcript is spliced from 8 exons. Gene Ontology annotation, biological process: translational elongation. The coding region runs from base 127 to 1524 and encodes 465 amino acids. Gene Ontology annotation, cellular component: nucleus; cytoplasm. The record is from RefSeq and is a predicted model, not a curated record. Lineage: Eukaryota; Metazoa; Arthropoda; Insecta; Coleoptera; Brentidae. Gene Ontology annotation, molecular function: translation elongation factor activity.